CAGAUGCACUCCUGGGGCACAACUGCUCAGGCAGGCAGGCCGGCCGGCCGGCGUCUCCGCUCCACAGGCUCGUCUGCAGGGCUGCCCCCCCCCCCGGCCCCCGGCCGGCCAUGGAGCUGGGCUGGGUGUGCAGCUCCUCGCUCUGGCUGCUGGUCCUCUGCAGCCUGGCCGUGAAACUCCUGCACUGCGACCUGUUGCUGACUCCCGGCCUGCUGCUCCACGCGGGGCUGCUGGUCCUGCUGCAGAGCACCAGCCCCCUCUUCCUGCCCCUGCCGCUCAGCACAGCCCUCACUGGCGCCGCCUGCUGGCUCGUCUUGGGAGGCGCCCUGCGGAGGAAGAGGGUCCCUGCCCUGGGCAAAGCUGUGUUCAUCACAGGGUGUGAUUCUGGCUUUGGGAAGGUGGCUGCCCAUCACUUGGACUCCCUGGGGCUGACCGUCUAUGCCAGUGUCCUGGACAUCAGAAGCCCCGGGGCAGAAGAGCUCCAGCAGAGUUGCUCGCCACGGCUGACCUUGCUGGAGAUGGACCUGACCAGAGCUGAGGACAUCCAGAGAGCCCUGCGCUUCAUCAAGGCCAGGGCGGCCAGGACAGGGCUCUGGGGCCUGGUGAACAACGCCGGGUUCAACGACACCAUCGCCGACGCUGAGCUGACCCCGCUGCAUCGCUUCCAUCGCUGCAUGGAGGUGAACUUCUUUGGCGCCCUGGAGCUGACCAAGGGGCUGCUGCCCUUGCUGCGCUCCUCGGGAGGAAGGAUCGUCACCGUCAGCAGCCCGGCAGGGAACAUGCCGUACCCCUGCCUAGCUGCCUACGGAGCCUCCAAGGCAGCCCUCAGCCUCCUGAUGGACACCUUCCGCUGUGAACUGGCCCCCUGGGGGAUCCGGGUGAGCGUCAUCUUCCCCGGCUACUUCAAAACGGGUUUCACUUGCAACCCCGAUUACUGGAAGGAGCGGAUGCAUCAGCUGCUGGCAGCCCUGCCGCCGGACCUGCUGGAGGCCUACGGGGAGGAGUACCUGGAGGAGAUCAACCGGCAGUUUGUGGCUUUCAUGAAGGUGGCCGUGGAGGACCUGAGCUCCGUGGUGAGCAGCAUCGCCGACGCCCUCCUCUCCGCCCAGCCCCGGGCCAAGUACUACCCGGGGAGGGGCCUGGGGCUCAUGUACUUCAUCCACCACUACCUGCCCCACACGGCCCGCGACCUCUUCCUCAAGACCUUCUUCAUCAGCCCGGCGCUGCCCCGGGCCCUGCAGCCAGAAGCUUCUCCCAGCCUGUGAGGGACCUGCUGGGCUCCCCAACGAGCAGCCGCCGCUGCCUCCAGGCCUGAGAAGUGGGUUCCGGCUAGAGAGACGCCCUUUGCCCGUCCUGGAGGGCCGUGCGGGGCCACUGCCUCUGCGGGGAGGAAGUCCUGGGAGAAGCUCCUUCGGCACAAGCCUGCAGAGAGGCAGGGCACUCGCACAAGGGCACGGCAGCCCCCCCCCCCCGCAGCCACCGAUGGCUUCUCUGCCCCGCUGCCUUGUGAAAUACCUCCAUGGACUCGGCUGGGCUGGCCAGCCUUUUCUUGCGGCUUGCUGCCCUCACGGACCAGGAAUGUCCUUGUCUUGCUGCUGUACCAAACCGGUCUCUGCUGCUCGGCCCACUCUGCCAGUCCUCCUGCCCUAGACGCCCCCCCGUCUCCUUUCCACGUGGGAGGAGCUGGGCCAAGGCCUGCAGAGUCAGGCUGUCUCCGGAGCGGGGCCAGGACUCCCCGGCAGGUGGCCAGCAAGCCUUUCCACGAGGCUUAAGGUCACGAUUGUCACUCAGAAAUAAAAGGAAGUAAAAUGCA
Molecule: messenger RNA, 1813 nt
Organism: Hemicordylus capensis (graceful crag lizard)
Lineage: Eukaryota; Metazoa; Chordata; Lepidosauria; Squamata; Cordylidae
Gene: HSD11B2
Product: hydroxysteroid 11-beta dehydrogenase 2
Exons: 5
Coding region: 111-1265 (384 amino acids)
Molecular function (GO): oxidoreductase activity
Source: RefSeq, a predicted model, not a curated record